Messenger RNA from Lytechinus pictus (painted urchin), 8062 nucleotides. Its product is annotated as cytosolic carboxypeptidase 1-like. NCBI's taxonomy places the organism in Eukaryota, Metazoa, Echinodermata, Echinoidea, Temnopleuroida, Toxopneustidae. Gene Ontology annotation, molecular function: metallocarboxypeptidase activity; zinc ion binding. Gene Ontology annotation, biological process: proteolysis; protein side chain deglutamylation. The record is from RefSeq and is a predicted model, not a curated record. The transcript is spliced from 25 exons. The coding region runs from base 242 to 4219 and encodes 1325 amino acids.
ACCGAUAACCGGCGCGGCGCGGCCGGCCCGAAAAAAGGCCCCGAUCAUAUGCGUACCGUACCCCUACCUGUAAUUCGCUCUGGGGUUUCUGACUGAUUUGAAAAGACGAAGGCGCCUUGUAAGAAUUCACUUACAAACCUGUAGCUGUGAAUCACAUGAAUAAGAUCAGAAUGAAGAAUUCUUGUGACCUCAAGUGAACUCCAUCUUAUUUUGUGUAUGAUCUGCCCUGAAGACAACAAUCAUGAGCAAAGCAAAAGUUGAGAAGACGGUUUAUACUGUUCCAGGAUCCAGGAUGGCUACGAUGUUGUACUCCUUGGAUAAGCUGAACAGUACGAGCUCAGAGGAUGUGGAUCAGUUACGAUACAUCACAGCAAAGAUACAGCACUGUCUCAAAGAUCAUGAGAAGGUCAGGAAAGAGGUCAUGUCCAAAACAACCAAUGGCUUGGAGAUACUCUUCUCAACUUUGGAGAGUUCAAAAGACAGUCAGGUGUCUCUCAAUGUAACAUACAGUCUUCUAGAACUCCUGCAAUCUAUCAAGAGAGCCCAGAGUAUGGUGGCAAGAGGAGCUACGCAGGUUCUUCUGACUGCUCUUAGUACAGCUUCCAAGCAACAACCCACCUGCGAGGAACUCAUCGUUGGCCUCCAUCAAGUCAUGGCUAAAGUUGGUCCUAAAGAUCGGAAAUUUGGUGUGAAGGCUCGUCUGAGUGGAGCCCUACCCAUUACAUUAGGGAUUGUGAGAGUUAACACAGGCAACCUAGACCUGGUCCAGCCGAUGGUCCAAGUCCUCAAGAUAUACUCCACAAACUCUGUUAAUUCUUCACAUCUUGGUAAAGCGGGUGCAGUUAGCUCUCUCCUCAAGAUCAUCUCUGUUUGUGGCAAGAGGCAUCAUCCUGCGCUAAGGAGUGCUCUAGAAGCUCUAAGUCUCCUUGUAAAAUCAAAAAGCAACUCAGCUCGUGCAAUCGGUCAGGGAGGUAUGCCCAUAUUGGUACACGCAUUCAGUGAAUGGCAGAAGGCUGAUGUCAGAAACAGACAUAUCAGUAUACGUAAAGGAAUACUUAAUGUCAUUAAGAACAUCACCACGCUCAAAUCAGGGAAGAAGAACUUUUCAGAUUGUGAUGGUAUCAAGGUGCUUUUCAAUGCUGCUCUCUCCAUGGCAAGUAGCUCAAGCAAGGAUAUUGAGACCAUAGUGAAUCUAAUCUGUAUCAUUCUGCGGAAGUGUUUCCCUAAGAAUCGUCUACCAGUGCCUACUAUUAGGAGUAGUGUUCCAUUUAGUCUUCCUAUUGUUCCUGAGGGACAUACACUCUUAGAACCUACCAGUGGUGAUGAUGUCAUCGAUGAGAGCGAUGAUCAGGAUGAUGAUGUCAGUAGUGGUGAUGAGAACAAAGAUGAAGAACCACCCAAGAAUGAAGUUUUAGAAGGCGGAGAAGGAGAUAAGCAGACAUCAUCUGAGAUGCAAAAGAGAACACCUGAAGAUCUCGCAGCCUACCUCAAGUUCUUCCCUGAACUCACUGAUUUUGAAGAGCAUAUGGUGGAGCCUGAAGAAGGAGAAGCUGAAGACACACCUCAGGGUCCUGGGACCACCAUCCAUAUACCCACUGCCAAGUCGGAUCUGCCAAGAGGAAACACCAGGAUGGGUGCUACGCAAAACCUCAGGGAGAACCGUUUCAGUUUGCCAAACCUCUCUAAGUACAGCAACCUUGUCACAAACUAUCACUCUGGCGAUGAUACAAAUGUUGAUAUGACAAAGCAUCAAUCUAGACAGGUCCCUGGCAAGGCCAACUCCAAUGCUUGGUUUUCUCAAGACAAUGAAGACACCACCACCUUUGCAGGACACUUUAACCUAGGAGGGUCAGCCAUGAAUACAGAGUUAACCCCAGAUUCAGUGCCUUCAUCAUUCAGAACUAGUGCCCCUAGGGUAUCUGCUAAACAAUCACAGUCUUUCCAUAACCUGAGGCGUAGCCACUCGCCGACCAAAGGAACAAAACAUGGCAAGUACACCAGUCCCGAGCGACAUAUAAACACCCAUGGUUUGUGGGGCAUUGGGGACGAGCACCCCACGGAGAGUAUUGACUUUGUGAGGUCUUCUAUGACAAUCUCAAGGAUGACCCUACGCAGUCCAACCGAUGGCCCGAGUUCGAACAGUGAGAUCUUGAUGACGGAGGAGGUCAGUUUGGAUGAAGUUAAACCUGAUAUGUAUGGGGACACGUUAGCAAAGACAAAGCGGGUGCUUCCGUUCCGAAGGAUAGCCCAUCCAGAAAUACAUGGGCAUUCUAGUGGAGAUAUGUUGGAAGAGUUUUAUGACAAACCAGCAAGUGUACAAAGGUGUCUUGUCUUUGAAGACAUUGAUAGAAUGAUCCACCCACAUAAAGUAAUGGAGAAGACUGUCUUUGAUCUAGAUGAAAUUAUGAAGAAUGGGGCCACACGUUUCACCCCAGGGAACAAUGUAGCACACAACUCUAGAUCUGGUUCAGAUGGAGAGACAACAAUUUUAGCUUUCAAUUCCUUGUUUGAGUGUGGCAAUCUUAGAAGAGCUAUUCAGGUCAGGAAGCAUGAGUAUGAUCUAAUCUUGAGAUCUGAUAUCAACAGUAAUCAUCAUCACCAAUGGUUUUACUUUGAGAUAUCAGGCAUGCAGACUGGUGUACGUUAUCGAUUCAAUGUCAUCAACUGUGAGAAGGUCAACAGUCAGUUCAACUAUGGCAUGCAGCCAGUGAUGUACUCCGUCCAUGAGGCCAUGGAAGGCACCCCACACUGGGCGAGGGUAGGGUCAGAGGUCGCCUACUACAAGAACAACUACAGCCGUAGCACCGCAGCCACCGGAGGUCCCAAGGGCAAGACCUACUUCACCUUUGCCUUCACUUUGACCUUCAAGCAUGAGAAGGACAUCUGCUAUCUGGCCUAUCAUUAUCCCUACAGCUACACCACCUUACAAGUUCACCUGAGUAAGCUACAAGCUAGUCUAGGAGAGUUUAGUGAUAUCUACUUCAGGAAGCAGAGCCUGUGCCUGAGUCUUGGAGGCAACGAAUGUCCAGUCCUCACCAUCACAGCCAAUCCUACAACUCUAGACAAGGAGGGUGUCAUGCAAUUCAGGUGCCGUAGGUACAUCUUCCUAUCUGCUCGUGUCCAUCCUGGAGAGAGUAACAGUUCCUACAUCAUGAAGGGUGUUCUUAAGUUCUUGAUGAGUACUCACCCGACAGCUCAAGCUCUGAGGGAGAUCUUUAUCUUCAAGAUAGUACCAAUGCUCAACCCAGAUGGAGUCAUCAAUGGAAGCCAUCGUUGUUCUCUGAGCGGAGAGGAUCUGAACAGACGCUGGUUACUACCAAUCAAAGAGCUUCAUCCAACCAUCUACCAUACCAAAGGAUUGCUGCAGUAUCUCCAUCUCAUUGAGAGGAGUCCUCUGGUGUACUGUGAUUUCCAUGGGCAUUCAAGGAAGAAGAAUGUAUUCAUGUAUGGUAACAGUGCUGCCAUGUCAUACAGUCCUGAUGAUCUGAACAAAUUUGGUAUCCAGUCUGGGGUAUCGGGUGCUAAAGUGGAAGACACCAGCUACAAGACCCUACCUCGUAUUCUGAGCAGCCUAGCCCCUGCAUUCUCUCACAGUAACUGUAGCUUUGCCGUUGAUAAGGGUAAAGAUUCUGCCGCCCGGGUGGUGGUAUGGAGGGAGAUGGGCGUGGCCAGGAGUUACACCAUGGAAAGUACAUACUGUGGCUUUGAUCAGGGCAAAUAUAAGGGUCUUCAAGUAUCAACAGCCAUGCUCGAGGAGAUGGGUCAGCACUUCUGCGAAGGUCUUUACAAGCUAGCCCGAAGGUUUGAGGCAACGGGGACUGCUCACAGACACCUCUACAACCAUACCUCCAAUGUGACAGACCCAAGCAGCUCGGGGGUGACCAGUACCUACCCCUCUGCUCAGCCCAUGGAUGAUGAGGAGGAGGAGUUGGUAGAUGGAGAUGAAUUCUUUGAUGAGAUGGAGAAAGCCCUGCCGUGCGAGAGGAAGCGAAGUCAUCUGAUGAGGGACCUCAAGGAGGAGCUCACACCAAGCGAGAACGAGGAGGAGGAUGAGGAAGAUGAAGUGGAGGAGGAAGAGAUAGGAGAUGUCGUGUUCGUCUACGGGCUGGACGAUGAUAGCAUUCCAAAGAUAGAUCGAAACUUGGUUGAGGAGAUGAAGAGGGAGGAGCAGGAAGGUUACGUAUACCCAAAGGAUGACGUCGUGGGCAACCCGUUAUGAUGGGUGUAGUGGAUCGCCAUGGUAACACGUCAUCAUCAUCAUCUGCCAAAGGUAUAAUACUGUUCCAUCAUUGGGAUGAAGGAAGAGAAUGGAUGUCUCAAGCAAAGGGAUUAUAUUUAAGAUCAAUUAUUUGUAGGAGAGUGAAUUUGAAGUCAUGUUGGACGAUCACUAGGGUGAUACAGUCAGGAUGCCAACUGUCCCUCCUUGGUAGGAUUUGCAUACCAUUUUUGCCAAAAAAAUAUGUCACAAAUACUACAGUUUCGCUGAAUAUUCAGUUUUGAUUCGUCUAAAAUUGUGUUUACAUAUCACUAUUGAAUGAAAUAUACAUUUACACUGUGCAUGCAAAUAUUCCCUCCCCAGUACCCUGUUUAUAUGUUCCUUGAUUACAGAAAUUCUCUGUGUUAGUCUUGUCAACUUUUAUUCCUGUUGAUCUCUGACUUAGUCAAGGGUGGUGCCGCAGGGGGCAGGAAGGUGGUGACUGCUCCCUUGAAAUGUCAAGUGAUACAAAAAUAAAUAAAAAAGUAAGAAGGGGGGGUAAGAAAGAAGAAAGAAAUGUCCUGAACAAGGUGUCUUGAUUGUACAACAACAUGGUACCCCUAUUCCUUUCACUUUAAAUCCUUCUUACCACUGCCCCUAUUUUGUCAUGUACUCCUCUCUGCAGUAAACAUGUCUUAUUGCUUAAUGAGAAAAAUAGCCAUGAAUAGAACACCCACAAAAAUUCUUGAGUAGUCUAAUAAUUGUGACAAAGUAUGGUAGUAUUAAGCAAAAACUCAUUAGAUUUGAUGUUAGCGUGGGUGUCUUUAGAACAGAAAUUAUUGAGAAUAAAGGAUAAAUCACCUAUAGCAAAUUAGUCCUGAUUUUUUUUAUCAUGCCUUCAACACGAAAUUGAACUUUCAUGAAACGUAUCAUCAUUUCCUGUUGUUUAUAUGGCUUCAUUAUGUAAGUGACCUACCAGUAAAAACAGUGAUAUGUCCUGUUAUUCAUUGUUGUAGUUGCUGAAUUACUGUAAAUGUGGAGAUAUGCAUACUGUCUUCGGAGAAUUUAAUUCCAAACGACUCAAACACCACUUUGAGUGAAAAUUAAUCCAAUGAUAUUAUCAAUACAUUUUCACUCGUCUACCAAUCUUUUAAGACAAAACCAUCUACCUAUAAUUAUGAUAAAAGAUGUACCUUAUGAUAUCAUUUUCUUUAUUAAGUGGAAUUCAACCUUAGUAUUAAAAUGGUUUGUAUGAGAGAAGAAAUGUAGGAAAGCAGAAUUGUGAAAGUUGAUAGAAUUUAGAUAAGAAAUAAGAGUUAUAGAUGUGACUUCGUUAAGAUUAUGUUUAUCUCAAAUUCACAAUUCAUUCAGUGAGUAGACUGUAACAAGAGGUAGGUAAAGUUUUUUUUUUUCCUUCAGUGUUCCGUAUUUUGUUAUGCUUCCCCUUUUUCUCACCACUUUAUCAACUGCCUUCAAUCUGUAAACCUAAUUGCACUCCACGUUGGGUUGAUUCUUUUACCGAAUACUAUGCCUACUUGAUCCAAUUCAGACUUUCCUUGCUUUGCAUUGCUGCAAUCCAAGAAGAUCAGGUGUGUCAACUUAAAGUUUUAUUUGGCAUGAGAGGGACUAGUGGGGAUACAUUAACAUACGCUAAAGUAGCACAAGGGGAUGAGGUGGCGUCAAAUCAGACGUUCUGAUUCCAAGUCAGACGGGUUGAAUGGAAAAUUAAGAUAUUGCUCGUCAUGUUUGUUGUAGUCACUUUAAAAUGCCUACAUCAAGUGGGAUAAAACCUUUGAUGAUCUUUUUUGAGUGAAAUGAUAUGAUGUCUUCACCGAGACUUUUAUUUCAAGUGGAUAUUUUUAGCAAUGUGUGGAUAACAAGGCAAUGAUAUGUAAUUUUCUUGUUUCGGUGAAUAAAAUCCCUUUAUUUUUUAUAAAACAUUCUCAAAUGUCCUUUGGUCUUGUGAUAAAGUGAGAAACUGAGAGGGAUAAGGGAUUUUUUUUUUUUUUUUUUUUUUGGGGGGGGGCGAUGGUGAUUGUAUGUUGGUCAGUAUUGCUCGAACAGUAUUCACACGCUCCUUUAUGAUUCUUUUGCUUGCUCUGGAACCAGGUGAACCCUGCACAAUGUAUAUGAGAAUUGCAGGAUUCCUUUAGAAAGAUUUUAACUGAAUUUUGUUUGUCAUUUUGUCUUUUAUAUAUAUAUAUGCAUUUCCACUAGUGUAAAGAGAGAGCCAUUUGUGCCGGUUUCAUAUGAACUGUCGAUUUGGUUUUCAUGUAUUUACUUGGGCUUAGUGAAGUUUUGAUCCCUUUUUUUUAUCAAUAUAAUUGAGUGAACAAAUGAGUUUUAGCUAUACUUAGAUGUAAUUUUUUUUUUUGACAGGUUAUUUGAUAAUUAUAAUAAUGUAAUAAGAACAUCAUAUGUAACCCAAGGUAGCUACUUCAUUUCUGAAAACUCUCCUCCCAGUGGGCCCUGCUUAGCAUGAUAAUGUAAUUAUUACCCUGGCUUUAAAACGGCUGCCUUAAGCGGGCGAAGGAAUUUUUUCCUCUCAGAUACCUAUUCACCUUACUUUAGACAUCGUUUGUUCUUUGCAAUCUGAAUGCUUUCCCCAAGGGAUUCCUGUCAUAGCAACCGAUAUAUGUAGUUCUGUAAUUAUUUACAGGUAAUUGAUUAUGUAGCUCCUUAAGUACAAAACACCCAUGAAGAUUUAGUAGAGCUUUGUAAAUGGGCAUCGUGUCAUGAAGAGUUAUACCCACUGUCAAGUUGUCAUGAUCUGUGCUGCCUUAACAACAAUGCUUCUGUAUGAAUCAAAACCAAAGGUUAUACUGAAAUCAUUUGUCAAUGACAACUUGUUAAUGAUGACGUGUUUGUUGAAAUGGUGCCCUGUUCAUGUAUUAUAUCUUUUCAUACAGCAAAUCCUAAAUUGUAUUUCACAUACUUCUUGUCAUUUCCCUUUGAUUGUGCAAUCUUCAAAAUCUGCAUUUAUGGAGAUAAAUAAUCUUGCAUAGAUAAUUGAUUAUCUCUAAUAGUUUUUCAUCUAUUAAUAUAUUUUGCUUCGUUUGAUAUAUUGUAUAUGAUUUAAAAUUAGUGUGCUGUGUUAAUAUUUGUUUUUUUAUGUUGCAUUAUUGCUGUAUAGAUUGUGUGUGAAGUAUAAAGAUUAUGAUUAGAUAUGAAUAUAUAUUUAUUAUAGUGCUAACGGGAGGAGGAAAGACAUUGUGAAUGGUUUAGUCAUGGAAUAUUAUACUUCAGUGCAUGAGCAUUAAAAGUUUAAAACUUAAAAGGAUCAAUAAUGUAACAAGAUUUCUCCAUGGUAAUCAGAUUUCUUUUGGUUUUAUGUUAUUCUUUUCAUUUAGGUUGAAAUUCUAUUGGGUUUUGUGGGGUUUUUUAAAGUAAAUAUUUGGUAUUUUAACUCUUGUGCAUUGUCUUGCUAAAGUAUAUUUUUUACCCUUUUAAAAAAAUAUACAAAUGUUGAAUACAAACUUGAAAAAACAUUGAUUUGCUUGCAUCCCAAAUUUUUCUUUUAAAGGUGCAGUUUAUUUUCCAUCAUAUAUUUGAGAAAAAUAUAAUUUGCUGAUAUCAAUGUUUGAUUGUAACAAGAAUGUUUCAUCAAUUCUGUGUUGUACUACAUGGUGGGUUUUGCUUGCCUAGUUGUCAUACAAAGAUGUCCCAGAAAAUGUGUUCACUUACCCCCCCCCAAAAAAAAAAAAAAAAAAACAGGCAACAAAUUGAUGAUUUUGAUGAGGAAAGACUGACCAACAUGUAGUUGUAAAGGUAAUUGGCCUGCCAAAUAUAGACAUUCUAAAUUUCUUUGAAAUUUAGGAGUAUUUUUAGGGCAAUAUUUUGUUUUCCUUUGGUGCAUAAGUAGUCACA